Messenger RNA from Musa acuminata AAA Group (dessert banana), 1255 nucleotides. Its product is annotated as tetraspanin-3. Gene Ontology annotation, biological process: auxin-activated signaling pathway. The transcript is spliced from 2 exons. Gene Ontology annotation, cellular component: plasma membrane; plasmodesma. The record is from RefSeq and is a predicted model, not a curated record. NCBI's taxonomy places the organism in Eukaryota, Viridiplantae, Streptophyta, Magnoliopsida, Zingiberales, Musaceae. The coding region runs from base 43 to 1062 and encodes 339 amino acids.
UGGCACAAACUCCCUCUACCUGUAAGUCCCAAACCCACAUGAAUGCCACAUGAUGAUGACUUCAUUGAUGGCUACUCUCCUCCCCUACUCAUAUUUAUCUUUGCAUCACCACUUCGAUGGAAGCAGAACACCGAGAGGAGGAAGGUAAAAAGACCACCUUUGCACGAGAGGAGAGGAGGAGAGAUGAUUCGAGGGAGCACAAGCCUGAUAGGGGCCGUCAACUUUGUAACGUUCCUGAUAUCGAUCCCCGUGCUGGGCGGCGGUAUAUGGCUGAGCGCCCGGGCCAACUCCACCGACUGCCUCCGCUUCCUGCAGUGGCCGCUCAUCAUCAUCGGCAUCACCAUCAUGGUCAUCUCCCUCAUGGGCUUCGCCGGCGCCUGCUACCGCCUCUCCUGGCUCCUCCGCGCCUACCUCUUCGCCAUGUUCGUCGUCGUGGCCGCCCUCCUCGGCUUCAUCAUCUUCGCCUUCGCCGUCACCGACCGCGGCCGCGGCCAGGUCGUCCUCAACCGCGCCUUCCUCGAGUACCAGCUCGUCGACUACUCCGGCUGGCUCCGGGACCGCGUCGCCAACCCCGGCUACUGGGGCAAGAUCAGCUCGUGCCUGCGCGAGGGCCACGCCUGCGCCGGCAUGGCGCACUACGUCCGCGACCCCACCACCGGCGUGCUGGUGCCCGAGUCCGCCGAUAUGUUCUACCAGAGGCAACUAUCCCCCAUCGAGUCUGGAUGCUGCAAGCCGCCCACCUCAUGCGGCUACACCUACGUGAAUGAGACGUUCUGGAACCCGGUGGCAGGGUUGGCGGUGGAUGACCCCGACUGCAUCCAGUGGAGCAACGACCAGCAGCAGCUGUGCUAUCAGUGCAACUCGUGCAAGGCCGGGGUUCUGGCCAGCCUCAGGCACAGCUGGAGGAAGGUCUCAGUGAUCAACGUCAUCAUGCUCAUCGCCCUUGUCAUCGUCUAUGUCGUCGGAUGCGCUGCAUACAGGAAUGCCAGAAGGGUCGACAACAACGAGGCCUUUGGAGCGACCAGGAUGACCAAAGCUAGGCCAAUCAGGUUCCAGUUUUAGAGCAGGUGUUGGGUUUACUUGCUUUCCUCUACAAUGGAAGCAUCAGGUUUACAAGGAUCUGCUUGCAUUUGUACAUUUAGAGGUUAUUCGAAUUACUCCUCUCCGAGUACAAGACAGUUCACUGAACAAUAUGUUUCUAUUCGAUCUUAGUGAAAUUUGAGUGAAGGGAAUGAAUCAAGAAGACUAAAGGUGA